AUGAGCUUAGUGCUGUGGAUUGCUAUCAACGUGCGCCAUAUCGACGAUCUCCUUGGAUACGUUGAUGAUACCUUCAGCUACGACAAAGCAGAUCACCUCGAAUUUUAUGCUCCCUAUCACCGCUUGCUUCCGCGGAAGCAGAAGCAACUCCUGGAACUCUGGGACGACCUCUGCAUCCCCCACGAAGAUCGCAAGCAGGUUUUUGGCUCCCCGCUCCCUAUUAUUGGGUUUGAGGUCAACGCCAAUCAGAUGAGCAUUAGCCUCAGUCCCGAUAAACGUAACGAGCUCUUAGCCCACAUCCGCGAGUUUGCUACACUCCCGCUUCAUAAACGACGCCGAUAUCCUCUAAAGGAGUACUGGAGACUUGGCGGCUGGAUUAACUGGGCUUUGAAUGUCUUCCCGCUUCUUCGCCCGGGACUCUCUCUCUUGUAUGCAAAAACUAGAGGAAAAACCGAGCCCCACCAACUGGUAUCCAUGAGUGUGGCUCUUUCGCGAGAUCUCCUAUGGAUUGCAGAUCACAUGGAGCGCCUAGAUGGUGUCUACCUGUUUGAAUCUAUCGAGUGGUCAGCAAAGACAAUGUCAUGGCCGAUGCACUGUCUCGGCAGCCCACUCGGGCCCCUUGGACACGGGAACGCCUAG
Messenger RNA from Punctularia strigosozonata HHB-11173 SS5, 639 nucleotides. RefSeq lists its product as uncharacterized. The coding region runs from base 1 to 639 and encodes 212 amino acids. Lineage: Eukaryota; Fungi; Basidiomycota; Agaricomycetes; Corticiales; Punctulariaceae. The transcript is spliced from 3 exons. The record is from RefSeq and is a predicted model, not a curated record.